AAUCUUAGUUGUCUUUUUAUAUUUUUCUUUCGGGUAUUUUUUAAUUUAUAAUUUGAUUAAAUUGGCAUAUUUAACAACUGUAAUAGGACUGGCAACUCGAAUCCUUCAAUUUCUUGGUAAUUAAACCCUAAUAAUCGCUUUUCCCUCGUAAAUGGAUCGCUUUUCUUGAGUAGCAAUUGUUCGUUUGCGUUUUUGCUGACGGAGGAGGAGGUGAAGGAGAAGAGAUGGCGAGACAAAUGACGUCAUCUCAGUUCCACAAAUCAAAGACUCUCGACAACAAAUAUAUGCUUGGGGAUGAGAUUGGUAAAGGAGCUUAUGGUCGGGUUUAUAUAGGAUUGGACCUGGAAAAUGGAGACUUUGUGGCCAUUAAGCAAGUCUCAUUGGAAAACAUUGUUCAAGAGGAUCUUAACACCAUAAUGAACUUGAACCAUAAAAACAUUGUCAAGUAUCUUGGGUCGUUGAAGACAAAGACUCACCUUCACAUUAUUCUGGAGUACGUUGAGAAUGGCUCUCUUGCAAACAUUAUCAAACCAAAUAAAUUUGGACCUUUUCCAGAAUCGUUGGUCACUGUUUACAUUGCGCAGGGUGUCAUACAUCGUGAUAUCAAAGGUGCAAAUAUUCUGACAACGAAGGAGGGCCUUGUUAAGCUUGCUGACUUUGGAGUUGCCACUAAACUAAACGAGGCUGAUGUUAACACUCACUCAGUGGUUGGAACGCCUUACUGGAUGGCUCCUGAGGUUAUUGAAAUGUCAGGAGUUUGUGCAGCUUCUGACAUUUGGAGUGUUGGAUGCACUGUUAUCGAACUUUUGACAUGCGUACCUCCUUACUAUGAUCUGCAACCCAUGCCUGCUCUCUUUCGUAUUGUUCAGGAUUCCAGGCAGAGGCCUGAUGCGAAGACACUGCUUUCUCACCCUUGGAUAAGGAACUCUAGACGAGCAUUGCAGUCAUCACUUCGGCAUAGUGGCACCAUCAGAUAUAUGAAGGAAGCCUCCCCAAGUUCAGAGAAGGAUGGUGAAGGUAGUCAAGAUGUAGCUGAGAGCUUUUCAGCAGAAAAAGUGGGGAUGUCAAAAACCAACUCGAAAAGCAAAUUACCUGUGGUAGGUGUGGCGAGUUUUAGGUCUGAGAAAGAUCAGUCUUUACCCAGUGAUCUUGGUGAAGAAGGAACGGAUUCCGAAGAUGAUCCGUUGUCUAUCCAUGAUAAGUCUUCUCUUCAGUCCGGUACUUGCAGUAUAUCUUCGGAUGCAAAGGAGACAUCUCAAGAUGGGAAAUCUGAACAUGAUGACAUACCUGGAAAUCUUGAAACGGAAUCUUCUGAAGGUAGAAGAAAUACUUUAGCAACAAAGCAGGUUGGAAAAGAAUGUUCCAACCAAGUGUAUCAGACAUCACAUAGUUUUGGCCAAAAAGGUGAAGAUCGUGGGCUUCGAAAGGCUGUGAAGACUCCAUCUAGUUUUGGUGGGAAUGAACUGACAAGAUUUAGUGAUCCUCCUGGGGAUGCUUCUUUGCAUGAUUUGUUUCAUCCAUUGGAUAAAGUUCAUGAGGGAAAACCAAAUGAAGCCUCAACAUCGACGCCUGCUUCAAAUGUCAAUCAGAGUGAUUCUCCCGUCGCAGAUGGUGGCAAGAAUGAUCUGGCAACAAAAUUGAGGGCUAGAAUUGCUCAGAAGCAAAUGGAGGGUGAAACGGGGCAAUCCAAUGAUGGUGGUGAUCUUUUCCGGUUAAUGAUGGGUGUUUUGAAGGAUGAUGUUAUUGACAUUGAUGGCUUGGUAUUUGAUGAAAAAAUGCCUGCGGAGAAUCUUUUUCCACUGCAGGCAGUCGAGUUUAGCAGAUUGGUGAGCUUCCUAAGGCCAAAUGAAUCAGAAGAUGCAAUAGUAACUUCCUGUCAGAAACUUGUUGUCAUGUUUCGUCAGAGACCUGAGCAGAAAGCAGUAUUUGUGACACAGCAUGGUUUCCUCCCUCUGAUGGAUCUACUCGAUAUUCCUAAAUCACGAAUAAUAUGUGCCGUGAUGCAGCUGAUAAACGAAAUUAUAAAAGAUAACACCGACUUCCAGGAAAAUGCUUGUCUCGUUGGUCUCAUUCCUGUGGUAAUGAGUUUUGCUGGUCCUGAGAGAGAUCGUUCUCGAGAAAUUCGCAAGGAAGCAGCAUACUUCUUGCAGCAGCUUUGUCAGUCUAGCCCCUUGACAUUGCAAAUGUUCAUAGCUUGCCGUGGAAUACCAGUUUUGGUGGGAUUUCUUGAAGCAGAUUAUGCCAAAUACAGGGAGAUGGUUCACUUAGCCAUUGAUGGGAUGUGGCAGGUAUUUAAACUCAAAAGAUCCACCCCGAGAAAUGAUUUCUGCCGAAUAGCUGCAAAGAAUGGAAUUCUUCUUAGGCUGAUCAACACUCUUUAUAGCUUAAAUGAGGCAACUCGACUGACAUCUAUAUCAGGGGGCGUAUUGACUGGGGAUGGUCAAACUCCACGAGCGCGCUCUGGUCAACUUGACCCUAUCAAUCCUAUUUUUAGUCAGCACGAGGCUUCACUCAGUGUGAUGGAUCAUCCUGAUGUGUUGAAAACUAGGCAUGGGGGUGGUGAAGAGCCUUCUCGUGCAUCAACUUCACAUUCUCAAAGAUCAGAUGUCCACCAACCAGAUGCCAUGCACCCAGAUGCUGAUAGGCCUAGAGUAAGCAGUGUUGCACCAGAUGCCACAGAAGAUGUUAGACAACAGCGUAGGAUAUCUUUCUCUGCCAGCAGAACAUCGACAGAUAAGCUUCAGAAUCUGGCGGAGGGUGCGUCUAAUGGUUUCCCCGUUACGACUCAGCCAGAAGAACAAGUACGACCUUUGCUUAGCUUGUUGGAGAAAGAACCCCCUUCAAGACAUUUUUCUGGUCAACUGGAUUACGUUAAGCACAUCACUGGCAUAGAGAGACAUGAAAGUAGAUUUCCUCUUUUGCAUGCAUCAACCGAAAAGAAAGCCAAUGGAGACCUUGGUUUUCUGAUGGCCGAAUUUGCAGAGGUCUCUGGACGUGGAAAGGAAAACGGAAAUCUUGAUACUACCCCUAGAUAUUACACUAAAACGAUGACAAAGAAGGUUAUGGCUAUUGAAGGGGUCGCUGGGAUUGCAUCUCAGACAGCAUCUGGUGUUCUGUCAGGUUCGGGUGUUCUAAAUGCUAGACCUGGAAGUGCCACAUCAUCUGGUUUACUUGCCCAUAUGGUCUCUACGCUGAGUGCAGACGUCGCAAGGGAAUACUUGGAGAAAGUGGCUGAUCUGCUUCUUGAAUUUGCACGAGCUGAUACAACGGUAAAAUCAUACAUGUGCAGCCAAAGCUUACUCAGUCGUCUUUUCCAGAUGUUCAACCGUGUAGAACCUCCUAUUCUGUUGAAGAUACUGCAGUGCACCAAUCAUUUAUCCACUGAUCCAAACUGCUUGGAGAAUCUUCAGCGUGCAGAUGCAAUUAAGCACUUGAUCCCCAACCUUGAGCUUAAGGAUGGGGAUCUUGUUUAUCAGAUUCAUCAUGAGGUACUUAGUGCACUAUUCAACCUGUGCAAGAUAAACAAGAGGAGGCAGGAACAAGCGGCUGAAAAUGGAAUCAUACCGCACCUGAUGCUUUUCGUCAUGUCGGAUUCUCCUCUGAAACAAUAUGCUUUGCCACUACUAUGUGAUAUGGCUCAUGCAUCUCGGAAUUCAAGAGAGCAGUUAAGGGCCCAUGGCGGUCUCGAUGUUUACCUGAGUUUGCUCGAUGACGAAUAUUGGUCCGUGAUAGCCUUAGAUUCUAUUGCUGUUUGCUUGGCGCAAGACAAUGACAACCGCAAGGUGGAGCAGGCAUUGCUCAAGAAAGAUGCAAUUCAGAAAUUAGUCAACUUCUUCCAGAGCUGUCCAGAGAGACAUUUCGUGCACAUACUGGAGCCAUUCUUGAAGAUUAUCACGUAUGUAUCUCUUCUCUUUCCAAAGUGUUCUCACAAUGUCAUGACAAAGAAAUCAUCUCGAAUAAACACGACAUUAGGUGUAAAUGGAUUGACUCCGUUACUUAUUUCAAGACUAGACCACCAAGAUGCGAUUGCUCGACUUAACCUCCUGAAACUCAUAAAGGCUGUUUACGAGCACCAUCAAAGGCCAAAACAGCUGAUCGUAGAGAACGAUCUCCCUCAGAAACUGAAGAAUCUGAUUGAAGAACGGCGUGAUGGACAACGUUCGGGAGGGCAAGUUCUGGUGAAGCAAAUGGCAACUUCUCUCCUCAAAGCACUUCACAUCAACACCAUCUUGUGAGAGUUCAAAACCAACCUCUCCCUUCGGACUGUACAUUUAUUCCCAUUUUUGCAGGAAGAAUUCACCCAAAGUGUAUAUCUUCUUCUUCUUCUUCUUUUUAUAUUUACUAAACUUUUGUAAUUGGUGGGUUGUGUGUGUGGCACUCCUUGUGUUUUUUUUGUCCCUCGAGAGAUGCCAACACUUCUGGUUUUGUAACAUGUUCAUGAGUUUCUCUGCAUUUUUGUUUAUACAUAAUGAAGUUCUUCUAUUCAAGUGAUAUGAUUAAAAUCUACCGUUAAAGAAGGAAAAUACAUGUAUCCAGUUUUUGUUGUUGUUUCUUUCGAAAUAAAGACUUAUUACAGAAAUCGAACACAUUUGUUUCACUCCUAACCAAUAUCAAAUGUCCUAAUUAUAAUUAACAUUACAAUCCCAUUUCCUCGGAAAACGUCCAUAACGUUUUCAAAAAAAAAUUGGUCGAGAAAAAGACUGACUUAGUUCUCUGAGGACAUGUGGAUAAAUAGAGAGAUCAAGUGCAAAGAGGAGAAACAUGUCCUCGAGUGUCCAACCUCACAUUGGAGCAAGAAGCUUUGGAGACAUCUUGUCUAGUUUGGUCGAACAAUCUAACGUUUUGCAUCGAGAUGCCUCGACAUGGGAUGCUCUUGCUGCACUCAAAUUUCACAGCUAUGGGUCUUGAGCUCGUGCCUUGAAUGUUUUUGUACAAUACAUUGCUCACUUGGACCGCCGAUUUCUGCCACGUAUCCCAUCUCAGUUUUAUUACUUAUUAUUAUAAUAACUCUUAAUUGUGUUGAAAAGAUUUGCUAAUUUGGUUCAAACCUGCUCGGGACAUGAUUCAACACGAUCACAAUAGUCCUGAUUGAUGAUUAUUGGGUUUGUAACGUUUUUCAUAAUGAUGUCUUGGAAUAUGAUGUUCUUUGCCACUCCAUGUCCUCCCUGAUCAUGACCCGGCCCGCAUGUAAUGCCCGUCGCUCUCACAUUCUCCGACCCACUCACUAUCGAUAUACAAUCAUCACCAGUACGGAUGAUAGAGUCUUGAAUGAGGAUAUUGCGAGUUCCGGUAACGUGAAGGCCAUCUGUGUUGGGACUGUUGCCCGGAGAUGUGACCAUAAGAUGCAAAGCCUUCACGUUUUCGCAAUCUUGAAACGUCAUAUGCAUUUGCUGUGCGUUUUCCAACCUAAUGUUACUUACCAUCAAGUUAUUGCACCCCACAAACGUAACCGCCGUCGGAGCUCGUAGGCAUGGCUGUUGAGGGUUGAUUUUGCAAGAUUUUGGCCACCACACCUUUCCAUUACCGUCGAUGCGACCGCCACCUUCAACACGAAGGUUAUCCACAGCUUCGAACACAAUCCAGUGCCUACGAUCCCCGUAGGCUGAUGAUUUUUUCCAUGCCUCGAUAUUUCCGUAAAGCUUAAAAACAAUCAGGGAUGAUUCACACGGACCGGAGAAUUUAACCGGUUUAAGCCUGUAAGCUCUAUUUUUCGGAACCACGACGUAAACUGUUCCGGUUGACGAACAAGCUGCUUCCCAAGCUUUCAUGAAUGCCCCAGAAUCGUCGUUUCCGUUGGCUUUAGCACCAAAAUUGUUGACGUUAAAAGCUUUAGGAGGACGUCCAUGGCGAUUCUGCUUGUGACUGUUGCGUGCUCGAGGAGAAGGUGCAGGAGCAUACCCAUGGAGAUUUUGCAUGUGACUGUUGCGUGUAAUGUGGUGGCCAUGUAGAUGAUUCGUUUCAUAAAAAGCAUUGGAAAACAUGAAAGGUUCAUCUCUAUGAUCAAAUGGGUAGCUGCUGAAACAAGAAGGAAUAGACGUUAAGAGAAUUGUCAAUAAGAUUGUAAUCGUUUCUUUCAUUUUGUUGUGUGUGUGAGUGUGUGUGUGGUGGAUUCUCUCAAAGUUAGAUUAAGGUUGGGUUUGACGUAGAAAGAAUGAUGAGGAAAGAAAUGAGUGAUGUGUCAUAGAGAAUGCAAAAGUGCUUAUAUUUAUAGAGAUGAGAGAGAGUGAGACAAAUGAAGUAUUGGUUGAAAACAAUUUAAGAGGAACA
This is a messenger RNA of Thlaspi arvense, 6267 nucleotides long. NCBI's taxonomy places the organism in Eukaryota, Viridiplantae, Streptophyta, Magnoliopsida, Brassicales, Brassicaceae. The record is from the annotation of a GenBank genome assembly.